UGUGUGAAGAGAAUUUUUCCAUCAAACACAACAGAGGAAUAGUGUGAUGAUGAUGGAUUUGACGCAGACGUUACAAGGACAGCAUGAUGCUGUCACCUGGUUCGCAAAGUACCAGCUCCAGUCCGUGAUCAACAACGGUGUUGUCCCAGAAUGGUUUCAUGGCAUUAUUUCCAGGAAAACAGCAGAAGACCUGCUCAUGCCCAAACCUCCUGGAUACUUCCUCAUCAGAGUCAGUGAGAGCAGGAUCGGCUACACUCUCUCAUAUCGCGCCGAGGAUCGCUGCAGACAUUUCAUGAUUGAUGCUCGGCAGGAUGGCCAAUAUGAAAUUGUAGGAGAGAACAGGUGUCAUCAGUCAUUGCAAGACCUGGUGGACUAUCAUCGCAGGACUCCCAUCAUGCCGUUCUCUCAGGUGCUGACUGUUGCCUGUGGUCAGCCCUCAAAUGAUAUGACCAACUAUGCAGAACUGCUGUUUCCACAAAAGCAUCCAAAACCAAAUAGCAGUUUGCCUCCAAACAACCUGCUGUUCCCUCACACAAGUCACCAAGCAGCUGCAGAAGAAGAAGAAGAAGAAAUCCCACCAGCUCUUCCUUAUCGACCCACCAACCUGAUCAGCUCUGAAGUCCUUUCUCCAAAUAGGCUUUACCCUUGUUUGGAUGUUGAGUUUACACAACCUGCCAUACCACUUCCUGUUAAGCCUGUGCCAAUACCCAGGAAGAGAUACGCAGCUGAAAACCCUUCAGCCAGCCAGCCUCCUGAGGUCCCUUCUCGGAGCAGCGUGCCUCUGAGGCUCAAUCAGGUUUGUACAAGAACUGUGUCUGCGCCGGAGAACACGUCCACCAGCGGUGAGCAAGCAGCAGCGAUUACCAACACUCAGCCAGGAAAACAACUGGAGGCAAAGGUGUCAGUCGUCACCAACUUUAGGAACCUCAAAAAGAAAUUCCAAAAGAAGCGAAGCAAUUCACAAGAUACUACAUACGCAGAAAUUCCCAAGGCAGAAACUGACCAUGCGGAGAAUGAGUACCAGGCGAUUGACAGGGAGCGGACCUUUAGUGGGACAGCGCUGUCUUACCCCUGCACUGAUGUUAGACAGACUGGCCAAGGUUUACCCCAAGAAUACUUCACACCUCCACCUUUUGCACCAGGCCACUGAUACACAGCAUGUAUCCUAGUGAGAUGAUCUAAUGCUGGUAUGCACUGCCUUUAUAAAACAGAAGCAAAAAAGGUAAUAAAAACUCACUUCAUGACCAAUACGUGUUAUAGUUUAGUAAAUCCAAAGGUUAGUAGGUUACAAGGUUGAUUUCUUCUCCACAUUGUACAAGACAACAGUUUGACAGACGAAUCCAGACUAGCUGUUUUAUUGGGAGUAAAGAUUUUGUUUUGUACCUGGCAUUAGAUUUACAAUUUAUGGAACUAAUAUUAAUUCGGAUGAAGUAACAUGUUUUACUUAUUGUUUUAGUAAAGCACAAUGUAACAAAAUGCAAUAACGUACAGAAAAUAUAAAAUGCAAAACAAUAAUGCUCGUAUGUUUGAGUUGCAUGGGCUGCAUGGAUACACUAUGGGCUUACUUACUUGUUUUUAGUGUGAGUUAUGAAUUAAUCAAGCAAAUUUUACUCUUGAUGGGUGAGAAUAAACAGCACUGCUUUACUUAGGAAAUACAUAUAUUUAUUCAGUUUUGUCUGGUCUGUGAACUAGCUCUAAUCAUUAUAUGUGAUACAUUUCAUCCCACCCAUGAAGAGGGGUAAAGCCAGAGGAGGGGUCAUUCCCUCAAUCACAACUAGCAGAUCUCACUUUUACUUAAAGGUGUAACGGACGAUUUUCUCAAAAAAGUCGAAGCCAAACGUCUGUUACUCGCUUUUUGAAAAACGUGCGUGCGCCAGACCAUCCUACCUGCUCUGCUGCUCCUAUGAGUGCGCUUGACGGCGUUACGCAAGCGUUUCUCCAGCGUGAUUGACAUGUUAGAGAACCAAUAGUUGACACUCGCAUCACGCCAUUCAUUGGCUAAAACAUCGUCCAUUGCACCUUUAAGUAACAACAUUAACAUCAUAUUUUACUUUGCCUGAAUGCUAAACUGUGCCUUUUGACUUUUGUAACUAUUUUAUAAUCUGUGUCCACAUUGUCAAGUUUGUAAUGUUUUCUUUUGUCUUCAAGGAGUGCAACAAAUAUAAUCCAAUGUAAUUUCAAGAUGAAACCACCUCGGUCAUUCUAUCUUUUUUUCAGCUUAACUUGACAGGCUUCCAAUGAAAUAGCCAUGUUUCUGUAUGUACUUCUUUGUUAAUGGCAUGAAGACAGCUAGAGGAAGUUUCAAUCAUCAUAUGUAAAUCGGGACCAACAGUCACCCUUUAUGCAGGAGUGGUGGUGUGACCUGGUAUCACGAUCAGAUCUGUUAUCAGAUGUAUCACAGAAAAGCUGGACAACAGAGGAACAAUGUCUGGUCAUGGUGAAGCUCUUUUCAUAUGUAGAAACCUUCAGGCAAAUGUGCUUUUAAAAUGUUUUACCAACAAAGACGCAAUUCUCACAGCAAAUAAUUGUGUCCUACAUUUGAAUCGCAACUUUCAUGAGAAAUGUAAAUUCUGCAGAGGAUGUUAUGUCUGUGUCUGUUUAUCAAAUGAAUGA
Molecule: messenger RNA, 2613 nt
Organism: Salarias fasciatus (jewelled blenny)
Lineage: Eukaryota; Metazoa; Chordata; Actinopteri; Blenniiformes; Blenniidae
Gene: hsh2d
Product: hematopoietic SH2 domain containing
Exons: 5
Coding region: 47-1150 (367 amino acids)
Cellular component (GO): cytoplasm
Source: RefSeq, a predicted model, not a curated record